GCCUAUGUAUGGGUCAUCUCUACAUCAAAAAGAAGGCUGUAUCGUAGUACCUUUGCCUAGUAAAAUUUAUAGGAGUUGAAACAAAUAAAAACUAUUUUCGUUCUUACUUACCUUACGUCAAAAAAAGUGUUAGUGUAAUAAUUUUGGUGGUUUAUUUCAAGAUUUUUUCAGUAAAUUGAAUAUAUGGUAAACGCAAAGGGGGUGCAAUGAUUAAUCACAUGUUGAAAUAAUGACUAUAUCAAUGAAAGAACAAGAUCAAAUGCCAGGGGAGAUGGCAUUCCCCGAGGCCAAAUUAAAGGCAUUGGAAGAGAAGAUAUCUCAUCCCCGCUGGGUGGUACCUGUGUUGCCUGAACAGGAGCUAGAGGCAUUGCUUAUUGCUGCCACUGAGUUGGCAGCAAAAGGUGAAGAUGCAACGCACCCAGCAUGUCAGAGAUUCUAUAAUGAUGCCUUAACAGUGUCAUUUACUAAGAUACUGACUGACGAUGCAGUUUCAUCCUGGAAAAAUAAUAUUCAGCAAUGUGUCCGUUCAAACUGUGAGAAACUCGUCAAACUUUGUGCAAUGAAACUAGAUGAUCCAAGAUUCCUGCAUUUAUUAUCUAUGACAUUCAAUCCCAAUAACAAAUUUCACACAUUCAAUGCAUCAAGAACUUGUGAAGGUCUGUCUAUUACUCCACCAGGGCAAGGUACUGCCCAAGAGUCAGAAGUGUUUGCAAGGUCACAGGACCACCGCACACCAAGAGGAUGGCUGGUUCAUUUAAUUAAUGUGUUUGGUCAAGCUGGUGGCUUUGUGAAACUUCGAGAAAGGUUUGAAACAAUAAUGGGGUUUCAAAAGACUGAGCUGACAUCUUCAGUCACUUCAGAAGAAAAAGUUUCAACUGAAAUCAUAGAGAAGGAGAAUGAAGAAAACAAAUGUGAUAAAGUUGAGAGCACAGAAAUAGUGCCAGUUAUUGCUGAUAGCGGUGAAUUUUCCAUACCGGCGCGCAGUGAGCAGCCCUCGUCACUGGAGCAGUCCACCAGUGGAGAGACUCGAGUCGCGACCGUGUGGCAGUUGCUGCGACCUUUAGGACUCUGUCACGACCUCCUUACUUCACACACUGUUACCACAUACCUGCUGCCUGUGCUCGAAUGUAUUCCCACAUUGCUUGAGAGUUUGACUGAUGAAGAACUGAAGCGAGAAGCGCGCGGUAGUGAAAAUAAGACUGACACUGUUUCUUGUUUAAUUCGCGCCUGUAAAUACGUCUCAGUGAAAACUCCCCAGUAUCACAGUUUACUUAAAUCUCUGGAAAUGUUUCGGUUGAAAAUGAUAUUGCGAUUGUUGCAAAUGUCUUCAUUCAAUGGGAAAAUGUCAGCUCUGAACGAAAUCAAUCAACUUAUUAGUACAUUCUCCCAGCAACCCAAACCAGAAUGGCUCACGCCAACUGUUAUAACAACUUGGAUUCGUGAAAAUAAAGUAGUGGACAUAGUCUUACGGGACUCCCUUCACCAGCCGCAGUAUGUAGAUAGACUGGAGAAAAUGCUUAGGUUUAUGAUAAAAGAGAACUCAUUGACGCGAGAUGACUUGGAUGCGAUAUGGAAGGCUCAGCACGGCAAGCACGAGGCGAUUGUCAAGAACUUGCAUGACUUACUAGCCAAACUGGCUUGGGACUUUACUCCUGAUCAACUUGACCAUUUAUUUGACUGUUUCAAGGCAAGUUGGGCUACGUCCAGCAAAAAGCAAAGUGAUAAACUACUAGAAGUAAUAAGAAGACUAGCAGAAGAUGAUAAGGAUGGUGUAAUGGCAAACAAGGUAUUAGUGCUUUUUUGGAAUUUGGCCCACUCGGACGAAGUAUGUACCGAAAUAAUGGAUGUGGCUUUAGCUAAUCUGAUAAAAAUACUAGACUACAGCUGUAGCCAAGAUCGUGACGCACAGAAGACGCUUUGGUUGGACAAGUGUGUGGAAGAAUUGAAAACAAAUGAAAAAUGGGUGUUACCAGCAUUAAAAAUGAUGCGCGAGAUUUGUUGCCUGUACGAGGCGGGCGGUGGAACGGGCUUGCGGCCUCAUGUCACACGACAGGAACUGAUCGACCGCCUGCAGACUCAGCACUCGCUUGUCAUACUCGUAACAGACUCACUCACACACUACAUGGAGGCUGUGCGAACUAAACUGGCCGAAGAGGGUGAUAUCGACUGGGACAAUUGGCUACCAGAUGGCAGGUACCCGCAUGCGGCUCAAGUACAUGAACGAUUGAGUUUUCUAAGAUUUCUCUUGAAAGAUGGACAACUGUGGCUGUGUGCAGAACAAGCAAAACAGAUAUGGGUAUGUCUGGCUGAGAAGCCAGCACACCUGGGCGAUCGUGAGGCCUGUUUCCGAUGGUUCAGCAAACUAAUGGGCGAAGAGCCCGAUUUAGAUCCUAAUAUUAAUCUACAUUUUUUUCGACGGAACAUUAUGACAUUAUCUCCGAAUUUACUAACCCACGCUGGUAUCAAGUGUUUUGAAAGAUUCUUCAAAGCGGUAAACUCCAAAGAAGGCAAACUAAAAGUAAAGAGACGAAGCUUUUUACUUAACGAUGCAGAUCUCAUAGGAUUAGAUUAUUUAUGGAGGGUGAUAACGGAGUGCGAGGACGAGAUCUCUGCGCGCGGCAUCGAGUUGCUGCGCGAGGUGAGCACGUGCGUGGGCCCGCAGCUGUCGGCGGCGCAGCACCACGAGGCCUUCCUCACGCACUGCUGCGCGCGCACGCAGCGCCUGCAGAAGGACAUGGAGGCGCACGAAGAUUCGUCAGAGAGUUGUACGAGAAUGUGUAGAGUGAUUCGUGCCAUACAAGAAUAUAUUAACGAAUGUGAUAGAAGAUUUUCCGCGGAACGGCAGAUAUUACCUAUCUACAGGUCGGGCCGAGGGAGGCAGUGUACGAUUAUAGUCAGAUUUAAUUUUCAAACUGGCCAAAGACAAAUUGAAGAUGUUGAACUUUUUUCGCACUCUAAUGAGACACUGCACUCCUUGCGUUCCAAUAUACAAAGAAGGCUGAAGAAUGCUUCAGAGAGUAAUAUAAAGUUAGAACUAUAUGUAAAUAAGUUGGAGCUGUAUGUUAAUGGGGAGCUAUUAGAUUCUAGUCACGAUAGAAAAAUUCUAUCGCAAAUCCCGCUUCGUGACAAAACUGUUAUUGUCGCUAAGGUGUAUGACGGACAAGUGUGUGGCAGUGGUGGGUGCGGCUCGUCGAAUGAGUCCAGCAGUGACUCCUCCACUUCUUCGCCUCCGUUGUCGCCCACACCGGAACACGCAUUGCCUGGCGUUCUCUUUGCACAGGGAUCAUGGUACUUGCCCUUUAUAUUAGAUUUGGAGCAUAUUGGUAUCACCAAAGGCCACGGCCCGCUCACUGAAGCGGCGCACUUACUCUCGCAGAUCUGCCCUGCGCAUAAACAGACCGUGGAAAAGCUUACGGAGGCAUUGUUAUGCAGAGAUGAUACAAAACUGAGGGAUAUGCUCUACGGCCCAGCUCCGCCUACGGUGGCUUAUAACGUAGAAGUACUAUACAGCAUGGUGAUGCCAUCGUCAGACACGAGGUUGGAGCGCUGCCGCAACUUUCAGAUCGCUUGCGUGAAGAAAGCUCCUCUACUGGUGCAGUGCUUGUCUGACAACGAUUUCUUGCAAGGGGCAGCACCACAUACCAGGAGAGUUGGUUAUCUAGCUCUGGUCAGACUGGCUAAGUUAGCGUUAUACACACUUGGUCAUCUAUUUGAAAUAAUUGCUCCAGAUGGUACGGAUGCAAAUCUCGAUAAGGAAUUCAGUAGAAGGGAUGUGACAAUACUGCGUGAAGCCCUGCAGACAGUGCCAAACCAUACGUGUGAGCUGAUGGUCAAAGCAAUUGCUGAGAAACUAGCUAAUGCAUUGGGAGAACAGGUGGUGUUGAGCGGCGAAGACAGUGAUUCAGUGUCUGCGCUAGUGUGGUGGUGCGUCCCCACGUCGGCCACGGUGCGUUCUCUGUACAGCCUCUCAUACUCCGUGGCACAACCCUCCGAUAUAAGCGGCAUUGUACACCCUGAUGACGUUACUCUGGUCCGAGAAUGUAUGGAGGUGGUGACUAUUUGUAUGGCACUGAGUGGAGGUCAUUUGGAGAACAACCUGUUGAAUGAACCGUGGUGGCAGGACACUGCGCUGUACCUUAUGAUUGACUGCCCGAACCCUCAGGUGCGCGUGUCGUGCGCGGAGCAGCUGCUGUGCAUGUGUGCGUGGGGCGGCGGCGGCGGGGCGCGCGCGGCGCUGGCGGCGCUGGGCGGCGCGGCCGGGCUGGGCGCCGCCGCCGCCCGCCUGGCGCGGCACGCGCGCCACGCCAUGCAGUUCCUGCAGCUGCUGUGCCGCCUCGUGGCGCUGGCCGGGCCCACCGAGCGCACGCUCGACGACCUCGCGCUAGAGGUGGCAUGGUUGCGAGCUGUCCGCGCUAACCCUCUAUCGUUAGACGAUACGUUGCUGGAAGGACACCUGAACCUCACCAAGGAGUUGUUUACGCACGUACCGGCGCAAGUCAAGUACCAGUAUGGAGCACACCCUGAUCACAAAGACGCAGGUCUUAUCAAGGAAGUGACGACGGAGUUCCUGUGGCCGUACUCGUGGGCGUGGUGCGUGGUGUCGGGCGGGGGCGGGGGCGCGGGCGAGGCUGGGGGCGCGACGGGCGCGGAGCCGGUGGCGCCGCUGUGCCGCACGGCGAGCGCGGCGGCCGCCGCCACCGACCUGCUGCUGGCGCUGGUGCACGGCUGCGUGCCCAACAUGGCCGCGCUCGCCAACCUGCUCGACCUCAUGUUCUACAGUGAUAAGAGCAUGCCCCUGGCGGAGUGGGAGUACAUGCCGUGCGUGGGCCCGCGGCCGCCGGCGGGGCUGGUGGGGCUGAAGAACGCCGGCGCCACCUGCUACAUGAACUCCGUGCUGCAGCAACUCUACUGCGUGCGGGCCGUCCGGGACGCGCUGCUCACCGUGCAAGGUGCUGCUACAGAUCCCAAUGAAGAUUUCUCUGGCGAAAACCAUCAUCACAGCAUUGUCGAAAAUAAUAUUGAAAGCAACACAGAUUACAACAUCACAAUUUUAAAACAAGUACAAGCAAUAUUUGCACAUCUACACUAUAGUAAGUUACAGUACUACAUACCACGCGGACUUUGGGCACAUUUUAGGCUUCAAGGGGAGCCCGUGAAUCUACGCGAGCAACAAGACGCGGUGGAAUUCUUUAUGUCGUUGGUAGAGUCUUUGGAUGAAGCUCUGAAAACAUUAGGACAAGAACAAUUAAUGGCUAAAACUAUGGGAGGCACAUAUUCUGAUCAAAAAAUCUGCAAGGGCUGCCCUCACAGAUACUGUAAAGAAGAACCGUUCAGUGUAGUAUCACUGGACAUCAGGAACAUGUCGCGCCUGCAGGAAUCUCUCGAGGCAUAUGUUAGAGGAGAAUUACUAGAAGGCGCAGAUGCUUAUCAUUGUGACAAGUGUAAUAAAAAGGUAGUAACAGUUAAACGCUUAUGCUUAAACAAACUACCUCCCGUCUUAGUCAUACAGCUAAAAAGGUUCGAAUAUGAUUUCGAAAAAGUAUGUGCAAUCAAAUUCAAUGACUACUUCGAGUUCCCAAGGGAACUGGAUGUCGAACCUUACACAGCAUGGGGUCUGGCUCGAGCCGAGGGUGAUUCGUCAUUAUGGGAGGGUGGUGAAGAGAAGGCCCAGGAGACUAACUACCAACUUAGUGGCAUUGUUGUACACUCGGGUCAGGCCUCCGGAGGACAUUACUACUCAUAUGUUCUACUCAGAGACAAUGGCAGCGUGACAGGCAGGUGGGUGAAGUUGGAUGAUGGCGAUGUUUCGGAGUGUGGCAUGCAUGACGACGAGGAAAUGAAGGCGCAGUGCUUCGGCGGAGAGUAUAUGGGCGAAGUGUUUGAUCCAAUGCUAAAGAGGGUCUCAUAUAAACGGCAAAAACGAUGGUGGAAUGCAUAUAUGCUAUUUUACACCAGAAAGGACACAAUAGAAUCACAGUCGCUUCUGGAACAAUCCAUGAAAAACUUGACUAUGAAAGAAAAUAUUAUACCUCGACCAAUAUGGCUGUCAGUGCGUCGCAGUAAUAUUGCAUUCUCUCACAACCAGGAUCAAUUCAGUCUUGAACAUUUUAAUUUUAUGAAGAAGCUUUGCUACAUGCGACUACAGAUGUUACCAGGAUCUCAAAGUGCAAUUUGGGGCCCCGAGCACGAAGAAAUGUCAAUGUUAGCGGUACAGCUAGCAACAAAAUUCUUGUUCCAAGUAGGGUUCCGCACCAAGAAAACGUUGCGCGGUCCCGCCGCUGACUGGCACGACAUACUCUGCCAACAUUUGAGGUGCUCGCAAGCUGUGCGAGCCUGGUUCGCUACAGAUCUAUUCAAACAUCCACACAGACUAUGCGACUACUUAUUGUCGUGCCCGACAGCCGAAGUGAGAUUAGUAUUUAUGAAGAUCAUUGUGUUUUUGGCGCACUUCUCAGUACAAGAUCCACCAGUGAGCGUUGGGUACGGGUCGUGGUGCUCCCGCGAGGAGGCGCAGUCCCUGUCGGACCAGGUCCUGUGCUGCGCGCGCGCCCUGGCCGCGCCCCCGCCGCCGCCCGCCGCGCCGCACCCCGACUCGCACGCCGCCAGGCAUCUGCCGCUACUCUUCAACCUCUUCCACACCUAUGCUUGCCUCGGAAUCAGCGAGAAGCAUCAGCUGCUCAGGUUGAAGCUGUUGGAUAUUGUUUUAUCCGUGUGCAUGGAUGAAACCAACACAGCGAUGGGCAAGUACCAGUACCCCGAGUCGGCCAAGGUGCACCAGGUGGUGUGCGCGCUGGCGCGGUGCUGCGACGUGGGCGCGCGCUGCCAGUCGGCGGGCGCGGCGGAGGGCGCGGCGCCGCUGCCCAACCCCUACGCCGAGCCGCACGGACACGGCCCGCGCCCGCUGCUGUCGCCCGCCGCCGCGGACGUACUCUACAACAGAACUGGAAGUUAUAUGAAAAAGUUAACCGAAGAAUGUUGCGGUUGCGACGAAGGCAUCAGACUUCUGCAAUUCUUGUGCUGGGAACACGCCGGUUGGUCCCGCAUCGCUCUGGCCGAGUUACUGUGGCAGAUGGCGUAUGCAUACUGCCACGAACUACGUCGUCAUUCUGACGCACUCACCGCAUUACUUCUCAUGGAAGACAGCUGGCAACAACACCGGAUACAUAACGUCAUCAAGGGUGUGUCGGAGGAGCGGCCGGGUCUGCUGGAGACGGCGGCGCGGGCCCGCGGACACUACCAGAAGCGCGCCUACGCCUGCGUGAAGCUGCUGGUGGGCGUGAUGUGCCGCGCGCCCGCCGCCGUGCGCGCCGUGCACCACCAGCACGACGCGCGCCGCCGCUGGCGGCAGCUGCUGGCCUGGCUGCAGGACGAGCUCGACCGCAAGUAUGGCCCCGGCGGUUACGGCUCUUAUGGUACUUGGUCACCACCCGGCACCUCCAACGAGACUUCUAGCGGAUAUUUCCUCGAGCGAAGCAACUCCGCCAGGAAAACACUGGAAAAGGCUUAUCAACUCUGUCCCGAAGAGGAAGAUGAAGAAGAAGAAGAAGGUCGGGAAGGCGCCGAGGGAUCUGGGUCCGGUGACGCGGCGGAUGACAGCGGCGACGACGAUGAGCCGGCCGACGACGAGCCCGCGGCGCGGCGCCUGGCCGGCGGGCCGGGCAGCGCGGGCCCCAGCGCAGGGCCCAGCGCCGCGCCCGCGCCCCCCGCGCCUCCCGCGCCGCCUGCGCAACCGUCGCGCGACCCAUUGCCGCCGCUGUGAACGCGUCUCUAGUCCCCGCCCUGCGAUUACUUAUUUAUAUAACUUACGAGUUCCGCUUUAAAAGUACCAUAGUAUUUAUUAUUCGCCGUAGGAUUCGUCGUAGUGCUCUCUCGACGGUCGAAUGUAUAAGUCGUAGCGACUGGGGUCUCGCGCCCGACACGAGCGUGUCCCAUUCGUAUGCGUCGUUUAUAAACAGACGGGCGGUUGCUGCCCGACAUUCGGAAUAUUAAUAGUUUUGGUCCCCAAAUAUUUAUAAGUUCACCGACACGACGAGAAGCAAUCUCUUUUAGAAAUAAGUUUGUUUAUCUGUGCAAAAUAUCUGUAAAUGAGUUGUGGACUUGCAACACAUUCGUUACUGCAUGAGCGAUUUUGUAUUCUAAUCUAUAUGAAAUGAACAAUAUUUGAAAUAAUGCUUUUAUUAAAAUAGGUCAUCUGAAUGCAUUUUAAAAUAGUGAUAGAUAGCUAUUUAAGCUAUUUUAUACUUUUCAGUUCGGAACAGUUGGCAUGAAUUAACAGAAAACCCACAGUACAUAAUUCAUAGGCCGUAUGACAAAGUAUAAAGCUAGGUGCUAUCGGUUAGGGUCACGUAGUUGAUUUUAAUUGUUCUCGCUCGCUUAUUAACUCGUUUUGUGCGUACUUUUUAGUCUUUGAAGUUCAAUAUUUUAACUUUCAAAGUAGGAAUGCAGGUAAUGUUUAAUUUAAUUUUAAUUCUUGCUGCAUUUCUGCAAGUUAUUUUAUUCUUUAUUAUAAAUUUUUAACGUAAUAUAUUUCCGUAAAUUAUUAUCUAGUGAUAUAGUGACACAUUUUAAUGACAUAUUCAUAUUCAUAAAAUUAGGACAGAUAUACUUUAAAACUGAUGUGUGUACGAACGUAUGUGUAUCGUCUUAAAUAAAAUAUUUCCAGCGGUGACUACGCAGGUAGUUGAUACAUGAUCAUUAUUCCUGUAUGAAAAUGUAGUAAAACAUGGUCUGUAUUCCGAUCAAUUCAAUUUUUACUCAACAAAUGUCAUGUAACAUGUUUGCUAAUUGACGAAACUCAAAUAAUUUACGAGCUAAACAAUUAAUUUGUGACAGACAUCACUGAUAUUUAGGGACCGAGUUCAUCAUAACCUACUUCACUUAUAAAUAUUGUAAAAUAUUAUGACAUACAUAUAUAUAACAGUCAUUUUAUAUUAGGUAGGAACUGUAGUUGAGCUUUCAAAACCAAGUCAUGUUUUUUUUUAAUAUAAUGCAGUUUGCAGUGUUUAUGAGUGAAGUAGAAUCAAUUGUACAUAGUAAAACAAAUACAUAUUAUCGAGGCCAGAGAACACAUAUUGGCCUAACUCUGACUAUGUAAACAAUGUUUAAUAUUUCAGUUUUUAAUUUGCUAGAUGUAUUAUUAUAAUAAAAUAAACUUAGUUUUAAUUCAGUGAAAAGUGUAGAUAUAGGUAUUAACGACUAGUCUAACAGGAAAAUGUUGCCACUAUGUCAAUGUUCUGCUUUGUAAUAUAAUGUUAUUUAUUUUUAUAUUUCACGACGGUUGUAUAAUAUUUUCCUUUUUUUCUAGUGGUAAAAUUGUUGUAACAUCCAGGCUAUCAGGCGACGCAGACGCUAAGUCGCGCGUGCGCUCGCGGACGUGCGCCCUUUUCGUAGUCACGACUUGUAGCCAUUAACGUUUGCACUUUGCAUUCUAGUAUUUUACAAAUAUAAAACCACCGUGAUAUUCUGUGAGUAUUUAUUUUUUCAUAUUAAUUUAAACAUUAAUGAGCCUUCAAAUUAUGGUCGCAUAGACCGUGUGCCUUAUUUUUAAUUUUAUUUGCUCAAUGCUUGCACCUGAUAGUCUGUAUAUUGAUCUAUUAACAAGUUUUUAUUUAAAAGACUGUUAUGUCAUUCAUUUCGCAUGUAAACAUAUAUUUGUACGAAUAAAUUAAAUGACAAAGUAUUUAAAUAAUGUGAUAAAAUAGAAUUAAAAUUUUAUUGAUUACUAAAACACCAAGCAUGUUUAUAUGCUAAAUUGAAUGACGUCGAGUCGUGAUUUUAUUUUGGCUUUAAAAUUUAAAAGUCGCUUUAUCAUGGUUUUAUAAGUGAAAGAAACAUCCAAAUCACAAGUUGUAAUGAUUGAUAUAGUACAGAAUAGCAUUGUGAAUAAUUAGAUACCUGCUCGAGAAAAUGCUGAUUGUUGUUAAUGUUAUUACCAAAGAUGGAGUUAUAGAUAGAAGGGAAAAUGGUGGCCCUUUUCUUAAUAGCUUAAUAAUUGAAAUGUUUUGUAUCUUUUAUAAAAUGCAAAGUUAACGAUAUUAUGUUGAAACGAGAUAAAAUGUGAUUGAUCUUAGAUAGGUGAACCGCUAUGUUUCUUGUUUAGAAACAAAUGAGUCGAUGUACCGGUAACUAAUCACAUGUGUAACAGACGUAUGAUACUCAAAGCGAGAUUGGAAAUCUUGUAAAUAUCAUCAACCGGAAAUAAGUCGAAACUCAACAUGAACUUCAUUCUUUAUAUUCAUGAAAUUCGCAAAAGAUCUCAAAAAUAAAUGUCUAUUAGUGCGUUCCGAAAACACACGUAAAUAAAUGCAAUUUUUUUAUAUUGAAAAUUUUGUAUUGUAGCAUAUUAUUCAUAGCAUUGUACGCGAUACACAUCAAAUAGUUUGGCAAGAUAUGUUGGGAUUAUUCACUGCAGUUCAAUGUUUGCAGUUUUCACGAGAACAGUGUAAAAUGUGUAUUCAUAGAAUUAUUAUAAGAUCAGUUGAGUUUUGUAUAACAUUUCUAUGGCAAAUAUAACGAAAUGGCAUUUGAAGAUUAUACAAGAAUGCUCAAGAAGCGUUCACACAGAUAUUAUACUAUUCAAAUCAAGAAAUAAAUUCAUAAAAUCUU
Molecule: messenger RNA, 10605 nt
Organism: Spodoptera frugiperda (fall armyworm)
Lineage: Eukaryota; Metazoa; Arthropoda; Insecta; Lepidoptera; Noctuidae
Gene: faf
Product: probable ubiquitin carboxyl-terminal hydrolase FAF-X
Exons: 48
Coding region: 230-7759 (2509 amino acids)
Biological process (GO): protein deubiquitination; cell migration
Cellular component (GO): nucleus; cytosol
Molecular function (GO): cysteine-type deubiquitinase activity; cysteine-type endopeptidase activity
Source: RefSeq, a predicted model, not a curated record